This is a messenger RNA of Poecilia reticulata (guppy), 3549 nucleotides long. RefSeq names its product adenosine deaminase tRNA specific 1 (gene adat1). Gene Ontology annotation, biological process: tRNA processing. The record is from RefSeq and is a predicted model, not a curated record. NCBI's taxonomy places the organism in Eukaryota, Metazoa, Chordata, Actinopteri, Cyprinodontiformes, Poeciliidae. Gene Ontology annotation, molecular function: RNA binding; tRNA-specific adenosine deaminase activity; adenosine deaminase activity.
AGUACUUCCUCCGGGUUUUUGGAGAUGUUUUCAAAUCGGUUCACGCGGUUCAAUCAGUACGCUGUUAAACUAAUACAUGUCAAACAACAAUUUGACCACAUUUGAAUGAUAUUCCUCCUGUUUAAUAUGAUAAAUGCGGAUGAAGUCGCCGAGUUGUGCUACGAGCGUUUCCGCCAGCUGCCCCGGAGAGGGAAGCCCGAGCCGGGCAGAGAGUGGAGCCUGCUGGCCGCUGUGCUCCGGAUCACCCGGAGACCGAACUCCGACUCAGUGGAGAUGGAGGUCGUUUCCUUGGGAACCGGGACUAAGUGUAUCGGAAAGGCAGCCAUGAGUGCCGCUGGCGACGUGCUCAACGACAGCCAUGCUGAAGUCAUCGCCAGAAGAGGCUGCAUCAGGUAUCUGAUCCAGGAGCUUCACGGAGCCGUGAGCGGUCGCUGCAGCUCGCUGUUUCGCCCGGCGGACCGGAGAGGGAAGUGGAGGCUUCAGCCGGGAGUUUCCUUCCUGCUCUUCACCAGUCACACUCCCUGUGGUGACGCGUCCAUCAUCCCCAUGACGGACUCCCAGGCCCAGCCCUGUCCCCUCGUCACAUCUGUGAGCAGCUGUGGCGAGACGGACGGAGGACAGAACCUGAAAAGGAAAGCCAAGGAACCCGGCAAAGGAGGGAACUUGAAGCUGCCUCGACUCGCAGAGGAAGACUCAAAGGAAGAAGAAGAAUCCAGGACCAAAUCGCCUGACGGUGUCGCGUCUGUUCCUGCAUCGGCGUCAGAGCUCAAACCGGGAGACUCGAGGCAGUCAGACGUUCACAGGACGGGCGCCAAGUGUGUACCGGGCGCCCCGGCCGACCCGCUGCGGCCCGGGGCGGUCUACCACAGCACCGGGGUCCUCCGUGUGAAGCCGGGUCGAGGAGAGCCGACUCUGUCCCUGUCCUGCAGCGACAAACUGGCCCGCUGGGGGGUUCUGGGCUUCCAGGGUGCGCUACUGUCUCAUUACCUGGAGGAGGCGCUGUACUUCGACACGGUGGUGGUGGGCAAGUGUCCGUACAGCCAGGAAGUCAUGCACAGGGCGCUGGUGACAAGAUGCUCCCGCGUUUCAGAGCUUCCUGCUGGUUUCUCUGUCUGUUCGCCGCUGCUGCUGCAGUCCAGCCUGGAGUUCCCGUUCAGCCAGAACCAAACCGAGCUCCAACACCAGGGCGGACAGGGACGCAUCUCCGCAUGUGGAGCGGCCAUCAGCUGGUGUAAUGUUGCAGAUCAGCCACUAGAUGUCACUGCCAACGGCUACAAACAUGGCGUCACGAAGAAAGUCCUGGGAACACCGAAAGCUCGGUCUCUGCUGUGUAAACUGGAGCUUUUUCACUCGUUCCUGUCUCUCGUAGCGGCCACUGACCCUUCGGCUCUGCCCGACUCUCUCAGGUCGCUCAUUAUUCCCCACCUGAAAACAAAACUGCAGUUUCCAGUAACAUGGUUACCUUACCAACGGGUCACCAGGAAGUUUUCUUCUCUUUGCAGUCACAGGAAGAAGGUCAGGAGAGCUGCACACCUACUGGGACCACAAGCGGGCCUCCCAGUCGUACCAGCAGGCCUGGCAGCAGCUGCGUCUGCAGGCCUUCCCUCUGUGGCCCCGCAGCGACAGAAACCUCCUCCUGUUUCGCUGAAAGCCGACUCCACAGCAGGAAUGUCCUCGUCAGGCUCGAUGAAAAACCGGCUUUGUUGCAGCGCAAACCCGGAGGGUCACGUGCUGAAACGGCCGCCGGCCGGCAGAAAAGCUCUGAUUUCAAACCGAGGUCGGCAGAACCAGAGACAAAGCGUCGCUUUCCCCUGGCCGUCUGUUAGCUCAGCUGCUCUGCGGCUCAGAACCCGCAGCAGGACGGCCCGCUCCGUCCCGCUCCGUCCCGCUGGUGUCUGCAUGUGGCUGCUUUAUUUUCACGUUGCGAGAGCUCUCUGAAAACACAGCUGGGAGGGAGCCGCCUGCACCUUUCGCUUCUCUGCAUUAAUUAUCAAACUCUCCUCAUGUUUCUCCCACAGAUACAGCAGAAUUAAAUCAGUAUUCUCUUAUCUGCUGCUUUCCUGAAUUGCAAGUUUUCUGGACAGUUGAGAUGUUUUCAGGUAACUUGAGAUUGACAUUUAUGUUCUUUAAUUGUUUUUUUUUUUCCAAACGGAGUUUCUUUCUUAUUGCUGAAUCAUGAACUCUGACCUGACCUGACGCUGGUGAGGUCAGCACUGUUUAGAUGUUGUUGUUGUUGGUCCUUUGCAGAGUUCUUGGAGUUAUUUUAGUUGGUCGUCCACUCCGUGUCUCUCACCGUGGUUCCCCGCUGCCCCCCAAGCCUCAUAAACGGCUUCGUAAUCGUUUCCAGACUAAUGGCCGUCGUCGACUUCUUACCCAUUCUUAAGAUUUCUUCAGACCGGGAGGCGAUGUGUUGCUUUUUGAGCUCCUUUAGCCUACUUCAUGUCAGCCUGGUUCUGUUUCAGUGACUUCUUGAAGCAUCUUGACAGCAAUCAGGAAACCAGGAAAUUAAACUUAAUCCAUGAUUUAACAAGUGAAAAAUGUGUUUGGUCAUAAGAAGCAGAAUGAAUCCCAAAGGAGGCAAAUGCUUCCUCUCAGCAUGUUGGAUAAGAUGUCCUUGGAUAGAUUUUGAUUACGCCUAUUUUGAUUCAUCAGCAUUGCACUCUGGUUUUGUUGUACCGUUUUCCUUUAAAUGCAACAAUCUGCUAUAGUUGAAAUAGUCAAAUUAGAACGUACUUUUAAUGGAUCACUGAUAAUUGGCACGGAAGCACCUGAAGUUUAGAAGAAGAGUUUGUGAAUCGGCUCCAUUGGUUGUCAGAAUAUGAUGCAUAUAUGACACCAGAAACUUCAAUAUUUUUUGUCUUAUUACCCAUUAACGUUUCCGCAGAAGACCAAAGAGAAACUGUGCUGCUAAUUAAACGCUGUUGAUUGAUUGAUCGUCAUCAGGUGUUUGGUAACCAAACGCCAAGACGGAAAGACAUCAGCAAUAACCUUCGGGUAGGAUCUGUUGUUGCUGCAGAUCAACAUGUGAGGAUUACAGGCUGCUUUCCAAAUCAUCUGAACUCCAUCAUCCAACAGAGAGAAACAAGACUCUGAAAACUUCAGCGGACUAAACUGAAGAGGAGUUGGGCGUCGCUUCAUCACAUUUACGAGGAAAUCCAAACAAAGAAUGUUGUAACUCAUCGCAGACUUACAGAGUUAAAAACAACCAGAAAGACACAUUUCAUAUUAAGACAAGACUUUGACAUCAGCUUAUUAUUUUUAUUGUUCACUUCAUUUGGCUACAUACAUUUUACAAAUGUGGAAAAUCCCUUCACAUCUGUAACGUGUGUCUGAUGACGAUGGAAGAACAAUGGACCACACGCCUUCUCGUAUUUUUAAACGGCGGUUUCAUCUUUGCGGGGCUCAGCUAUGAUUUCUCAGCACCAAAACAAACUGCAGCUGUUAAAAUGUCAGCUAGCUUCAUCUGAGAGAAGAGCGGUAAACUAACCAGAGAAAUCAUAACUCUGCUUCGUGUGAGCAAGAUCAUUAAAAACUAUUCCUCUGCUACUG